AUGAGUCGCCCCCCAGGCCCCCACAGCGCCCGGGCCCCGGCGGGCUCCACGGCUCUCCCCGGGCGCAUUCCGGACCUGGUCGCCCAGAUCCCCUGGCUCCGCUGGGCGCUCAUAGCCGCUGCGGUCGUGGCUGGCGUCCUCGUUGUUUCCUGCCUGCUCUGUGCCAUCUGCUGCUGCUGCCGCGGCCGCCACAGGAAGGAGCCCAGAGACGAGGAGGCCGUGGGCCUGGGCAGUGCCCGCAGCACCAUCAACACGCACCUGGUGCAGCCAGAUGUGGAUAAGGAGGAGCCUGGCCCUGGGGGGCCCCAGCAGCGGGAGUACCUGCAGCUGUCCGUGGAGUACGACUUCGGAAGCCAGGAGAUCAAGGUGGGCCUCAGGCAGGCAGCGGACCUGAGGCCCCGGGGCCCAGGCGGCACGGCGGACCCCUACGCCCGCGUCAGCCUGUCCCCCGAGGCCGGGUGCAGGCACGAGACGAAGGUGCACCGUGGUACCCUCUGCCCCACGUUCGAGGAGACCUGCUCCUUCCACGUCGCCCCCGUGGAGCUGCCCCGGACCGCCCUGCGGGUGCAGGUUCUAGACUACAAGCUCUUCUCCCAGCACAUGCUGGGCGCGCUCAGCCUGCCGCCGGGCACCGUGGAUCCGCAGCCCGUCCUGGAGCUCUGGCGCCCUCUGGGCCCGCCCAGCACUGCCGAGCCCGAGCAGUUGGGGGAGGUGUGCUUCUCGCUCCAGUACGUGCCCGGCUCGGGCCGGCUGACCGUGGUCGUGCUGGAGGCCCGAGGCCUGAGCCCGGUUCUGGCAGAGCCCUACGUGAAGGUCCAGCUUGUGCUGAGCCAGAGGAAGUGGAAGAAGAGAAAGACAUCUGCCAGGAAGGGCAUGGCCACCCCUUACUUCAACAAGACCUUCACCUUCCUUGUGCCUUUCAGCCAGAUCCAGAGCGUGGCUCUGGUGCUGGCCGUCUGGACCUGGGGCCCUCAGUUCCAGGCCAAGCCCGUGAGCAAGGUUCUGCUGGGCGCCCGGGCCUCUGGUCAACCCCCACAGCACUGGGCAGACAUGCUGGCCCAUGCCCGUCGGCAGCACCGCCUGCAGCCGGCCAGGGAGGUGGACCAGGCCCUGGCCUUGCAGUCCCACCCGCGCCUGCCCUUGCCUGGCUCCUGAAAGCAGCCCCGGCCCUCGGUCUCCCUGGGCUGGGCCACGGGCCCCAUGCAGGCUGCCCUGGGGACCCACCAUAAUAAACGCCUUCUCCCCCA
Messenger RNA from Lagenorhynchus albirostris (white-beaked dolphin), 1247 nucleotides. RefSeq names its product synaptotagmin 8 (gene SYT8). Gene Ontology annotation, molecular function: calcium ion binding; calcium-dependent phospholipid binding; clathrin binding. Gene Ontology annotation, cellular component: dense core granule; axon; synaptic vesicle membrane. The record is from RefSeq and is a predicted model, not a curated record. Lineage: Eukaryota; Metazoa; Chordata; Mammalia; Artiodactyla; Delphinidae. Gene Ontology annotation, biological process: cellular response to calcium ion; calcium ion-regulated exocytosis of neurotransmitter; regulation of dopamine secretion.